Glossina fuscipes is the source of this 803-nucleotide messenger RNA. RefSeq names its product serine/threonine-protein kinase N-like. The record is from RefSeq and is a predicted model, not a curated record. Gene Ontology annotation, biological process: protein phosphorylation. The transcript is spliced from 4 exons. Lineage: Eukaryota; Metazoa; Arthropoda; Insecta; Diptera; Glossinidae. Bases 270 to 803 code for a protein of 177 amino acids. Gene Ontology annotation, molecular function: ATP binding; protein serine/threonine kinase activity.
UUUUCGACCACUCUCCGUAUGAAACCCUAUUUUGAAAAGUCGGUGUGUGAGUAACUGUAUGGAACGAAGUGUUGAAGAAUAUUUAAGGGUGGGGAGAGUCCCACUAUAGUUUUUUUCACUUCUCUUUAGAUAACAUUUUAAGGCUUGUGUGGAAAAGAUAGAAUAGGAAGAAAGGAAAUUCUUGUGUAAAGCUUUUUAUAUACGAAUUUUUCUUUAAUUUCUUUUUAGGUUACGUGAAAAUUGCUGACUUCGGUUUAUGCAAAGAAGGUAUGGGCUUUGGAGAUCGCACUGGAACAUUUUGCGGUACACCCGAAUUUUUAGCACCCGAAGUAUUGACUGAUACCUCUUACACACGUGCUGUAGAUUGGUGGGGUUUAGGUGUUUUAAUAUUUGAAAUGUUAGUGGGUGAGUCCCCUUUCCCUGGUGAUGAUGAAGAGGAAGUAUUUGAUUCGAUUGUCAACGAUGAAGUACGUUAUCCCCGCUUCUUAUCUUUAGAAGCUAUAGCCAUAAUGAGAAGGCUUCUAAGGAAAAAUCCCGAAAGACGCUUAGGUUCCUCGGAGCGUGACGCUGAAGACGUUAAGAAGCAAGCAUUUUUCCGUUCCAUUGUAUGGGACGAUUUACUCUUGCGUAAAGUUAAACCACCGUUCGUGCCCACAAUAACCCAUUUGGAAGGUGUUUCCAUUUUCGACACAGAAUUCACUUCGCAGAUAUCCCAACUAACACCGCCAGAGGAACCCCGUUUUUUGACUGAAGAAGAACAAAUGUUCUUUCAAGAUUUUACCUACACAGCAGACUGGUCUUAA